This is a messenger RNA of Drosophila novamexicana, 2031 nucleotides long. RefSeq lists its product as uncharacterized. The transcript has a single exon. Lineage: Eukaryota; Metazoa; Arthropoda; Insecta; Diptera; Drosophilidae. The record is from RefSeq and is a predicted model, not a curated record. The coding region runs from base 88 to 1977 and encodes 629 amino acids.
GAUGCCAUAACUAAAUUCAGAUGUAAGCCUAAAACAACACAAAAUAAAAUAAAACUUUUCGGAUCACAAAAACUUAAAAAAAAAAAUAUGUCCGCCGUUGAGGAAAAGCCUGUGCCCAAGGAUUGCGCUAUUGCGUGUAGCGUAAAAAAAUCCGGCCAGAGCAACGGAAGGCGCAGCUUUAUAGUCACGGUGGACGACAAUGGCAAGGUCGAGGUCAGCCCCAGUGUCCAGUGCGAGCCGGAAGGCAGUCAGCUGCCAGUCAAGGAGCAGUCCAGCCCAAAGAUUCGUAAUGCAAACCGAAAGUCAUCGCGCGGCGGCAAGCAGCGCCUACGGCUAGCGGUGCUCGAGGAGAACGCCGGCAGCUCGGACAGCGAGCUGGCCAACGGUGAGGAGAAGAACAGCAACGAUAUGAUCAGCAUUGAUGCGCAAUCGCUGGAGACAAUGCACGAUCGAUUCGUGAAAAUCUACAACAAGAAACUGCGCGGCAAGCCCAGCUUUGUGGUGCUCGAGGAUGCGCUGGUGCGCAAGCGUAUGGAGCAGACGCUGCAGGGCCGCGCCGUCUGUCACAAUCAUGCCGAGCAGCAGACAUCCCCCUGCGACAUAGGCGCCAAUACGGGCUCCCAGACCGACGAGUUUCUGCUGCAGUGCGCGAUGCGGUCGAGCAUGCUCAAGGGACACAGCCGUGGCUGCCAGGCGACAGAUGUCACUGCCAAAACGCCGGAAUGUGGUGCCUGCGCGGCCAGGCGCAGCAGCAUGAGUGCGCCGCCGCUGCGCCGGCUUAGCCAAAUGUGUGCUCUGCAACUGGAGAAGUUGAUGCAAGCAGAAACCGCGGCUGCCAAGACUGCAGCCACAGCUUGUGCCAAGCCCGACACAUCGCCACAUGUGACCAUCAGUUUUGUGCCCGUUGCAACACAGACGGCCACCAACACGGUUAAUGCACAGCCACAACAGCAACCAUUGCUGGCAACAACAGCUUUGCCGCACAGCAACUGCGCGAAUUGUUGCGCACACCAGAACAACAACAGUUGCUGUCAGCCAAUGCCAAAGGCAACUCACUGCCAAUACUGCCAGCAAGCUGCUGAUAGCAACAAUUACAGCUGCUGCUUGAGGCAGCAACAGCAACAACUACUGCUGCAACAGCAGCAACAGCAGCAACAGAUGCAGCAGAUGCAACAGCAGCAGCAGCAGCAUCUUUUUGCACACGCACAGCAGCAACAUCCAGUUGCAGGACCAACUUAUAGUCAUUGCUGCAGCAGUUGCUGCUUGUUGAGGCCGACGAUGGCACAAACAGCGCUCGGAUUUGGCCAAGCACCGGCUAUGCCGAACCAUUGCAGUCAUUCAUUGCUGCUGCCGCCGCCGCAGCAGCACGAGUAUCCCCUAAGAGGCUGGGCACCACAGCCCAUCAAUCCUUGCCUCUGUUAUCCCAUGCCCGCGGUCAGCAUGUCAACCUACGACAUACCACACUGCGCCAGCUGCCACAUGCAACGCCAUUCCUGCGCUGCAUGCUACGAUUACCAGCAGCAACAGGUGCACCAUCUGCAGAAGCAGCAACAACAGUUUGUCUGCCUGGGCGGCAGCAACCAUUUGGAUGACCCGCGCUCGUCGUCUAGUACGCCCGAUCACAGUUCGACGUCCGAGAUGCAUGUGAGUCGCAGGCGUUCUAGGAAGCACCGGGCCAAGGAGGCGACUGUGCUCAGCGAGCACAGUGACUCUGAGCUGCAUACCAGCGCUUCCCAGCUAACUGUCAGACGGGUAAAUACACUCGGCUCCAGUGAGAAGACCGGCAAGAAGGUGCAGCUGUCGCGGAACAAGGCGGGUGCAGCCAUUGCAGCCACAAAGGUCUACAUGGCACGCUUUGGACGCACCUGCCUGGUGCUGAAGCCGACCUCGUCCGCAAUGCCAACACGCCUGCUGACCAAGCGCAUCAGCCGCUACACCUCCGUUAUGGCCUGGCCCCACAAGGUGGCCAGAAAGUAAAUUAUACAAAUUACAUUUGCCAAACCAAUAAACCCAAGUAGAUCCGAAACUAUG